Molecule: messenger RNA, 2303 nt
Organism: Syngnathoides biaculeatus (alligator pipefish)
Lineage: Eukaryota; Metazoa; Chordata; Actinopteri; Syngnathiformes; Syngnathidae
Product: histamine H3 receptor
Exons: 4
Coding region: 136-1401 (421 amino acids)
Biological process (GO): adenylate cyclase-activating adrenergic receptor signaling pathway
Cellular component (GO): membrane
Molecular function (GO): histamine receptor activity
Source: RefSeq, a predicted model, not a curated record
CUUCAAGAAAGUCCCGAAAAGAAGCGAUGGCGGACGACCCGAGCCGCGCGCGUCUCCCGCGGGUGUUUUUCGGGCGGCACAGUUGAACUUGGGAAGUCCGAGGGCGUGACGAUGCUGCGGGAGAUCCGCUGAGCGAUGGGCGUGUUGGAGUCCAACUCCACCGGCAACUUGACCCCGGCGGCGGCGGGUUCCGGCGGAGCGCUGCCGCUGCCGGGCUACCUGGCGCUGCUCCUGUCGGUGCUGAUGGGGACGCUGGUGGCCACGGUGGUGGCGGGCAACGCGCUGGUCAUCCUGGCCUUCGUCGUGGACAAAUCCCUGAGAACUCAGAGCAACUACUUCUUCCUCAACCUGGCCAUUUCCGAUUUCCUCGUGGGUGCCUUCUGCAUCCCGGUGUACAUUCCGUACAACUUGACGGGCAGGUGGAUGCUGAGCAAGACCCUGUGCAAGGUGUGGCUGGUCAUGGACUACCUGCUCUGCACCGCUUCCGUCUUCAACAUCGUGCUCAUCAGCUACGACCGAUUCCUGUCUGUCACCAGAGCUGUGAAAUACAGAGCCCAACGCAACAUGACCCGGCAGGCGGUGCUGAAGAUGUUAGCGGUGUGGGCUCUGGCCUUCCUCCUCUACGGCCCCGCCAUCAUCUUCUGGGAGGCGGCGGUGGGCCACAGCGUGGUGCCGGCCCACGAGUGCUACGCCGAGUUCUACUUCACCUGGUACUUCCUGCUGUGCGCCUCCACCUUCGAGUUCUUCACGCCCUUCGUGUCCGUGGCCUACUUCAACCUGAGCAUCUAUCUGAACAUCCACCGGCGCAACAGGAACGCGGGCCUGGGCCCCCCCCACGAGGCGCCGCCGCCCCAGCCGACCAAGAAGCAGCGGGACGGCGCGGCGUGGUCCGUGUUCUUCGUCAAGACGCGCAAGGUGUCGUGCAGCGAGCCCACCGCCAUCUCGGCCGUCAUCGAGGACGACGACGGGAUCUCGCCGCCGUCCGGCGCCAACGCGGACGCCAGCCAGAUCCUGGCGCACAGGGAGAAUUACUCGCCGGGGGGGAGGAAUUCCAGGCUGUUCCAGUCCUCGCCGGCGUCGAGGGCGCCGGGCCGCCGGACGCCGGGAUCCCGCCUCUCCCGAGACAUCAAGAUCGCCAAGUCGCUGGCCGUCAUCGUGUGCACUUUUGGGAUCUGCUGGGCCCCUUACACGCUGCUGAUGAUCAUCCGCGCCGCCUGCAGCGGGACGUGCGUGGCCAACUACUGGUACGACAUCACGUUCUGGCUCCUGUGGAUCAACUCGGCCAUCAACCCGUUCCUGUACCCGUUGUGCCACAGCAGCUUCCGAAGGGCUUUCUCCAAGAUCCUGUGUCCCAAGAAACAAUCCGUCCAGCCUCAGGUGGCGGAGGCGCAGUCGUGCUAGAGCCGCUGGAUGCGCCAAACGCUCGAACCGAUGCAAAAACUGACAAACUGUGUAAAGAAAAAAAAAAGGGGGAAAAAAGAAAAAAAAAAAGAACUUCACUUCUUUGUUCUUCCAUCCCAAAAGUCCGAAAUGAGAAGAAGAGGGAGGAAAAAAAAAGACUGUGAGGUUGCUCAAAGCACAUGAAGUUAAAAAGCAGAAGAGCAGGGACCUCCGCCAAGGCAGGACAAUCCCAAAACUUGUCCCCCCCCCCCCCCAAAAAAAAAAAAAAAAAAUAAUAACACACUUAUUUGAAGUACAUCCCUGAUGGACCCCGAUUUGGCGCGGAAGACUACAGCAGAAACUCUAAAUAUGAUUUUUUUUAAAUAAUUGUUUUCAUAUAGGCACGGUGGAACAGCUGGAAAGCGUUGGCCUCACAGUUCUGAGGUCCCGGGUUCGAUCCCGAACCCGCCUGUGUGGAGUUUGCCUUUGUGGGUUCCCUCCGUGCCCUCCGGUUUCCUCCCGCAUCCCAAAAACAUGCAACAUUAAUUGGACACUCUAAAUUGCCCCUAGGUGUGAUUGUGAGUGCGGCCGUUUGUCUCUUUGUGCCCUGCGAUUGGCUGGCGACCAGUUCGGGGUGUACCCCGCCUCCUGCCCGUUGACAGCUGGGAUAGGCUCCAGCAUUCCCCGCGACCCUCGUGAGGAUAAGUGGCAAAGAAAAUGGAUGGCUGGAUGCACUCCGGUUUCCUCCCACAUCCCCAAAAACAUGCAACAUUAAUUGGACACCUUAAUAAAUUGCCCAUAGGUGUGAUUGCGAGUGCGGCUGUUUGUCUCCAUCUGCCCUGCGAUUGGCUGGCGACCAGUUCGGGGUGUACCCCGCCUCCUGCCCGUUGACAGCUGGUAUAGGCUCCAGCAUUCCCCGCGAC